Molecule: messenger RNA, 2080 nt
Organism: Nilaparvata lugens (brown planthopper)
Lineage: Eukaryota; Metazoa; Arthropoda; Insecta; Hemiptera; Delphacidae
Exons: 3
Coding region: 812-2080 (422 amino acids)
Source: RefSeq, a predicted model, not a curated record
UGUGGAUCUAACAUGGAUCUACUACUGGGGCAAAGUUUGCGGCAUUCUACGAUGGAGAUGAAGACAUCAACAAUUAAAUUUGAUGAACAAAGCUACCAGAUGCCAGCAGACCAGCAGCUCAUCAGGAGAGUUUUGUAUGUUGGAGAAGGCAUUCAACAACAAUCUUCAGACACUCUUUUACUACAACAUCUCUUCACCCAACCCAGCAAAGGACUUUCACUCUCUGCUGAACAGCCUGCAGACAAAGAUCAUUGAUGCGAUAGGUCAGGAGUUCUAGACACACAGGCCAAUCAAGGUCAACCUGGUGUUGGAGGCUACAUAUCAAUGUGGUCACCUUGAUAAGAAGAACAUUGAGCAGAAGGAAUUUCAUAAUGUGGCCUUCAAGACUCCAACCUAUUCCAUAUUCAAUCUCAACGAUCUUGCUGUAAUUAUCAGGGAGGCGUGCAAGAAGCUGUUGGAAGAAGAGGCCAAGUUGGAUGGCAACUCUAGUGGAUGGAGCCUUCUCAUCAUUGACGGUCUCCUCAUACACAUAAGCAGACACAAACCACUUUAAGGAUCUUCCUACAUUGAACUGCCAGCCAAAAUUGCAGCAAGAAAAGCCAUUAUCAUUCUGAAGAAUAGUGAUCAACAAUGUUUCAAGUGGGCAAUCCUCGCCAAACAUGUGCAAGGAGCACAUCCUGAACGAAUCAAUGAGAGAUAUCAUCGGCUGACUGAAAAAUACAAUUUCAACGGAAUCUCUUUCCCCACCACCAUCAAUCAAAUCGACCAUUUUGAGAGGGAUAAUCCAAGUGUAACUGUCAAUAUAUAUGGAAUGGAUUCCAAAUGUAUUAUCUAUCCAAGACAUGUUGUGAAAGAAAUGAAGGAGGAUCACAAGGAGUACUGUUCCAACAACCAGACUGCUAGGAUCAUCAUGCCUCAACUCAAUGAAGAUGGAAGCCCACCAACAAUGAAAUUCAAGAAACAUUUGAAUAAAUUCAGACUACCAUUGGUGGCCUAUGCAGAUUUUGAAUAUGAACUGGAGAAGCCCGAGGAAGAGCAGCAAUGGAUUGGGAAGGCAAGCAAAGUGAUCCAGCGUCACACUGCAAUGAACUACUGCCUCUACUUUGUUAGAGAUGAGAACCUAUUACCAUCAUGGUUGACAAUGACCAACCUCAUCCCUCAGGAACCAAUUGUCUAUAGAGGACCUGAUGCAGCCGAACACUUCAUCAAAACUCUGACCAUGCAUGCGAGAGAUAUGGAUGAGGCAAUCAAUCAUCAUCAAAUAAAGAUGCUUCCACUUUUUGAGAGGAAGAAAGCCAGACAGAAUGCUGCCACCAACUGUGAAGCCUGCAAGAAACCAUUCAAUGGUGAGAAGGUGUAUGACCAUUGUCAUAUAACAGGAGUCUACCAGAACGCUCUGUGCAACAAGUGCAAUCUUCAAAGAUGUCAUACAUCAUUCAUCCCUGUUUUUCUUCACAACUCUUUCAAUUACAACACUCACUUGAUCAUACCACACCUUGGAACCAAUAGAAAGCAGCUGUCUGUCAUCCCAAAUACAUCAGAAAAGUACAUUUCAUUCACCAAACAAAUUUCAAAACAACUACACCUACAAUUCAUUGAUACCUUCAGAGUGACACCACCUAGACAACCUAGCAUCAGAGGCGGAAUAACAACAUGUGUUCAUCGAUAUGCCGUUGCCAACAAUGCCUACACAGGAGUGCCUGUGGACCCCGAGAAGCCCACAUCAUAUCUCCUGUACACAGAUGCAAACAACCUGUAUGGCUGGGUGAUGUGUCAACCACUCCCAUGCCGGAAAUGCCAGAGGAUGGAGAAAGAUGAGUUGGAGGGGGUGAGCAGAGGUAUUGAUGGUGUUGGAGAUGUUAAAAAGAUUGGCUACAUCUUGGAGGUGGACGUUGAGUACCCUGCUGAGCUACACGACUCCCACAACGAUUUUUCAUUCCUAGCUGAGAACAAAAAAACACCAAAAUCAGGAUCAUUGAGAUUGAUGACAACUCUAAACAACUGUGAACAAUAUGUAUGUCAUUACCACACCCUCAAGCAAGCAGUAGAACAUGGAUUGAAAAUCACUAAAGUUCAUUGA